AUGGCUGUAAGGAAUACUAUUGACAGCAACAGUUUUCUCCUUCAUUCACCUAAUAAAGAGCCUGAAACUCAUUUUAUUCCAGCAAAUGAAUCUGGAUCUAGUGUUUCAACGAAAAUUUCACAGCCACCACCAUCGACAACAGUCCGGUCGGCCGAUGCGACAACACCACGUACAGAAGCUACACCUCUAACACGACGUAUUGUUGUUAUACGAAAUACAAAAUAUCAUCAAACUGAUCAAGGAUCGGUUGAUUUAGGUGAAUUCGGAAGAUCUAAUUCCGUUGAAGUUUCUCCAGCAAUUAGUGAUGGCAAUAAAUCAGUUUAUCUCAUUCGACGACCUAGAGCACUCGACUCAUCAAGAUUAGUUGAGUUCUACCAAACAGUUCAAGAGCCAUCACCUACUACUCCUUUACAACAUACACGUACACCUACUGCUACUUUAGAGCAUACACGUACACCUACUGCUGCUUUACAGAAUACACGUAUACCUACUGCUACUUUAGAACAUACACGUACACCUACUGCUACUUUAGAGCAUACACGUAUACCUACUAAUACUUUAGAAAACUCAUAUAUACCCACUAUUACUUCAGAACAAAAACGUACGCCUACUCCUCCUAAAGAAAUUUUAACUUCAUCUGAUCAACCUCGAUCACCAAGCCCACGUCAUUCACCACCUAUACGUCCGAAAACUUCGAAACGUUCAACAUCACCUACACAAACUGAAAACAUUCAACGUUAUGCACCAUAUCUUAGACGUUCAAGAUCAAAAGUUCGAACACCAAGUCCCACUCGUAUAAAUUCUAUACGUACAGCAUCAUCUGCACAUCGUACACGUCCACCAACUGUAAAACAAGAAGAACCUCCAGAGACUGAUCAUCAACAAAGUUUUGUCACAUUGUAUUCAUUAACAAAUACAACUGAAUUAGAUAAUUUAUCAUCUCCUGUUAGAAUUGAAAAUGACCAACAAGCAAUACAAAAUCAUCGACCACCAACAUCAAAAAGUCGUCGACGAAAAACAACAGCUAGUGCAAGAACUAAAUCAGCUAAAUCUGUUGUACUCAUUAAUCCUGAUGAGCAAUCAAUUGCUGUUAUUGAAAACUCAUAUGUACAAGAAGAGUCAACAAGAUCAGCAGUAAAACGUUCAAAAUCUAUGAAAAAAACUCGAUUUCAUGGUAGAAAUAAUGAUCAAUCAACUGAAAAUUUAUUUAAAAAAUCUCAAUCGCAAGGAUGUCUUGGUUGUUUAUCAAGACAUAUGUGUUUAAUUAUAAUUAUUUGUUUUAUUAUUAUUCUAAUCGGUUUAGCCGGUGCUGGUGUUAGUGCUUAUUUUCUUGUUACGAAUUCAUCAAAUAAUACUAUUCCACAAAUCGUUGGCAUUGUAGUCGGUGGAGUUAUAGCUAUUGCUGCUUUAUGUUUUUUAUAUAUUGUACUUGGAUGUAUUGGUACACGUGAUGGAUAUUUUACAUAUAAUGAUAAUGAUGAUGAUCGACAUAUUGGUGGUCGAGCAUUUGCACUUAUACCUCCAUCACAUCCAAAUGCUCAUUUAUAUAUUCCACGUGAUUAUAUGAAAUUAGUUGAAAAUAACCAUUCAUUGUCAAAAACACAAAUAGCAACAAGACCUACUUCAAAUGUUGUCUAUGGUCAAUCAUCAUUAAUGACACCUAUAUCAAGUAAACCAUAUAUUCAACAACAAACAAUUAAUAGAUCAAAUUCAUCUGGAGAUGGAUUAGAAAAUAAAUCCAAUAAAGAUAAUAUUACUAUUGAAAUGCCUGAACGUCUUGUAACAGGAAGACAAAUGUCACCAAGAUCACGUGAACGUAGUUUAAAUAAAGUUGUUAAAAAUAUUGGUCAUGUUGUUGAAGAUGCAAAAAAACGAUAUCAUGGAGAUAUACCAACAAAAGUUAUUGUUCAAAUCAAUAAUAAUGCUACACAAACUGCAUAG
Rotaria sp. Silwood2 is the source of this 1941-nucleotide messenger RNA. NCBI's taxonomy places the organism in Eukaryota, Metazoa, Rotifera, Eurotatoria, Philodinida, Philodinidae. The record is from the annotation of a GenBank genome assembly.